AUGUCUCGAAAACGAGACAUUUCGAGGGAAGAAAUUGCGAAGCAAUUCCUGCUACCCGAACGUCAAUCGAAAAUCGACACGCUUCUAAGGCAGGACGGACAGGCCUACUGCAUCUGUCGCUCUUCGGACAGUUCGCGAUUUAUGAUAGCAUGCGACGCGUGCGAGGAGUGGUACCACGGCGACUGCAUCGGAAUUUCGGAACGCGAGGCGAAGCACAUCAAGCAGUACUUCUGCGUACGUUGCAUCGAGGAGGACUCCACCUUGCAGACGCGCUGGCGAACCAAACGCGACGACACCGGCAACAAGGACGAGUACCGCGUGCGGAAACGCAGAGAGCGCGGCGAGACCAAGUCCGAUAAGAAGAAUAAGAAGUGCGGCGAUUGCAUGGGAUGCUAUCGGACGGAUGAUUGCGGACGGUGCGACGUGUGCCUGCGGAAGUACAAGCACGGAGGCGGACGUCAGAAGGAGCGUUGCAAGCAGAGGAUCUGCGUGAAUUUCGGAGGAACUCGGGGGCGUCGGCGACGUCGCGACUCCGGUUCCGACAUCGAACAGCCGCCCAAUGCGCAUUUAAUGACCGACUAUCCUCGUCAGUGCUACGGACCAGGUUGCGUUAAUAGCGCUCG
Molecule: messenger RNA, 623 nt
Organism: Photinus pyralis (common eastern firefly)
Lineage: Eukaryota; Metazoa; Arthropoda; Insecta; Coleoptera; Lampyridae
Product: CXXC-type zinc finger protein 1-like
Exons: 3
Biological process (GO): positive regulation of DNA-templated transcription
Cellular component (GO): Set1C/COMPASS complex
Molecular function (GO): DNA binding; zinc ion binding
Source: RefSeq, a predicted model, not a curated record